Microdochium trichocladiopsis is the source of this 1489-nucleotide messenger RNA. RefSeq names its product ASF1 like histone chaperone-domain-containing protein. Gene Ontology annotation, cellular component: nucleus. Bases 391 to 1224 code for a protein of 277 amino acids. Gene Ontology annotation, molecular function: histone binding. Lineage: Eukaryota; Fungi; Ascomycota; Sordariomycetes; Xylariales; Microdochiaceae. The record is from RefSeq and is a predicted model, not a curated record. Gene Ontology annotation, biological process: nucleosome assembly; nucleosome disassembly; DNA replication-dependent chromatin assembly. The transcript is spliced from 4 exons.
CUUAAGCCCAGCAGCAGCAGGUCAUGACCAGGAUCCAUCCAGGGCACGCCAGGCAUGGGCAAAAGCAAUGGGCAAAGCGCAGCAGCAACCGCCCGCCCCUGCUCGCAAGGGCCUCGUUGCUGGCCAGCCCACCUUUGCGCCUGUGCAUCACGACGCCGCGACCCAAAUAUCAACAAUCUCGCGCCGCCCACUCGCCCGCCGUCGCCCGCCAAUCCUGCACCACUUCUGCUGUCCUGUCUGCUCUCUCAGACUUUUCAUCCUUCCUCGAACACCAACAGCAACAAGCCGAUCCAAGUGCGGGUCGCAGCACAUCCUCAACCCCAUUCACACCGCUACACCCCACCUUCCACAUAACCUGUCAACCGCAAGCUCACGCUCCUCUCCGUCAAGAUGUCGGUCGUAUCCCUCCUCGGUGUCAACAUCCUCAACAACCCGGCAAAAUUAACCGACAAGUACGAGCUUGAAAUCACAUUCGAGUGCCUUGAACAGCUGGAAAAGGACCUCGAGUGGAAGCUCACAUAUGUCGGUUCGGCCACUUCUACCCAAUACGACCAGGAGCUCGACUCCCUACUUGUCGGCCCCAUCCCCGUCGGUGUCAACAAGUUCAUCUUCGAGGCCGAUCCCCCGAACACAACAAACAUCCCCAGCAAUGAAGUCCUCGGCGUCACCGUCGUCCUCCUGACAUGUGCCUAUGACGGCCGCGAGUUCAUCCGUGUCGGCUACUAUGUGAACAACGAGUACGAGACCGACGAGCUCAAUGCCGAGCCCCCUGCCCAGCCCAUAAUGGACAAGAUCCGCCGCAACAUCUUGGCCGACAAGCCGAGAGUGACACGAUUUGCGAUCAAGUGGGACUCUGAAGCUUCCGCCCCCGCCGAGUUCCCUCCCGAGCAACCUGAAGCUGACCUCCAGGCUGACGAAGAGGAAUAUGGCGCUGAGGAGCUUGACGAGGAGGAGGCCGAGGAGGAAGCCGCUGCCGAUGACGCGAGCAAGGCUGUUGCCGGAGCCGACGGCGAUGCUGACAUGGCUGGCACCGCUGAGGCUGCUGCCGCCGAGGAAGAGGAAGCUUCCGACGACGGCAGUGUCGAUCUCGAGGACGAGAGCGAAGAUGAGCUCGUCGAGGAGGUUGAGGGUGAGGGUGAAGGAGAGGCCGCGGAUGGUGAUGAUGCGAUGGAGGUUGAUGAGAAGCCUGCUGCUGCCGGCAAGCAGGAGGUCAUGGCUCACUGAACGCGAGCUUCGAGGGUGCAAUCACAAAUUGCCUACCACAGGCCUUCUGGGUACUGAGCGGCUCUGGCCCCAGAAGACAAAUCUCAAAGCAUGAUGAUGCGAAGCUCUAUUCAUUAUGAUGUGGAGUUGGAGGCAUAUCUUGGUUUUGCCCUGGUGGCGGCAGCAACAUGCUGGAUUUUUAGAGUUUAUGCAAGUUAGAUAUCGAGCGAUACUCUUAUCAGACGCUAAAAAGACGAAGUGUUCAAGAGCACGAGGCGUAUCUUGU